AUGGACUGCAUAGUACGCCUCGCCGAGUUGGGCGGCUUUAAUCCACUGGACCUCACCUCAAACACCGUACCGCGCGAGCAUGUUCUAUGUUCUGCUGUGACUGUCGUCUAUAUGCAUCUUCCCAUCUUGCCAUGUGACUCGGUGUUUCCGGGUGCUAUUGGUCUCAGUGACUCGCACUGGGGUACCCGCUGUACCUUGCUGAACAUAUUCAAUGUUGACUUGGCCUCCGUCGACUCUGUCUCUGGUGUGAGUUUUGAGCCGGACAACAUCACUUGGCCAGGCGAGACACCGUUCCAUUCAUCGGGUUGA
Penicillium samsonianum is the source of this 309-nucleotide messenger RNA. RefSeq lists its product as uncharacterized. NCBI's taxonomy places the organism in Eukaryota, Fungi, Ascomycota, Eurotiomycetes, Eurotiales, Aspergillaceae. The record is from RefSeq and is a predicted model, not a curated record. Bases 1 to 309 code for a protein of 102 amino acids. The transcript has a single exon.